Messenger RNA from Striga hermonthica, 1140 nucleotides. Lineage: Eukaryota; Viridiplantae; Streptophyta; Magnoliopsida; Lamiales; Orobanchaceae. The record is from the annotation of a GenBank genome assembly.
AUGUGUUUCACCGAAACCAGUCACCAAGCUUCUUCAAAUGGUUUUACUUUAGUUUCUAAAGCUGCUGAAAAUAAAAGUGGUUCAAUCUCUAUUUUUGAGGUCUCCAGUGAUUGUUGUAACCCAAUCUUGCCCGGAUUGCCCGAUGAUGUGUCGAAACUCUGCCUUGCUCUCGUCCCGCGAUCUGAUUUCCCUGCCAUGGGUGCUGUGUCUAAGAGAUGGAGAUCCUUCAUCCAAAGCAAAGAGUUCACCACUGUUCGAAAACUGGCUGGUAUGCUUGAGGAAUGGCUUUAUAUAUUGACUCUGGAUGCUGAAGGGAAAGAGAGCCACUGGGAGGUUCUAGAUUGUCUUGGAAACAAACACCGGCGACUUCCAGCAAUGCCUGGACCUGUUAAGGCGGGAUUUAGUGUUGUUGCUCUCAAUGGAAAGCUUCUUGUCAUUGCUGGAUAUUCUGUUGUAGAAGGGACUAGUUCUGUCUCGGCGGAUGUUUUCCAGUAUGAUCCUUGUCUGAACAGGUGGAGCAAGCUGGCGAGCAUGAAUGUGGCUCGCUAUGACUUUGCGUGCGCUGAGGUGGACGGGCGGGUGUAUGCAGUCGGGGGUUGCGGGGCAGAAGGAGAGUCCCUCUCGUGUGCAGAGGUGUACGACCCGGAUGCGAAUGCAUGGGCGCCUAUCGAGGGCCUUCGCAGGCCGCGCUGGGGCUGCUUCGCGUGUGGGUUCGAGGGGCGGGUGUACGUGAUGGGUGGGCGGUCGAGCUUCACGAUUGGGAAUUCACGGUCAGUGGAGGUGUACAGCCCCGGGAAGGGUGCGUGGGUGCAGAUGAAGAAGGGGUGCGUCAUGGUCACAGCUCAUGCAGUGGUUGGGGACAGGCUGUGCUGCAUGGAGUGGAAGAACGAGCGGCGUCUCGCGGUCUUUACACCCGCAGAUAAUUCCUGGAAGCUCGUGCCCGUCCCUUUGACGGGGAGCUCAAGCAUCGGUUUCUGCUUCGGGAUAUUGGAUGAGAAGCUUCUGCUGUUCUCAGUGCAGGGAGACCCGGGGUAUUGCACGCUCAUGUACGACCCGGAUGCGGGACCUGGGUCUGAAUGGGGGACAUCUCAGAUCAGGCCUUCGGGGGUUUGCCUCUAUUGUAUCACAAUCAAGAGUUGA